AGAACUAUAGAAAAGGUAAAUAACUAGCCUAGCUGACGGCUCGUAAUUUACAGAUGUUUUCUCGUAUUCUCCCAACCAUCCCGCGCAGUUUAUUUCGCCAGUAAACCGCUUCAAGCUAUCGUUUAUUGCUUACGUAACAGGCAAAAUGUAUGUCGAUAAGGACGAACUACAAAAUUAAUAUUUGGCGAAGUUAUCUUUAAGGUAUAAUUUUGCUUAUACUUAUCAAAAACAAACAACAAAGCCAUUGAUGUUGCUACACGAGCGAGAGAUUAUAACUGAUCUAAAUUACGCAACAACGCACGUGUAUAUCGAUGUUUACGUCAAUCGACAAUUAACACUGAUCACUAAGUGAUUACAUAACGCACGCAGGAUGUGAAAACGUCACGUACCUACAACGUCACGUACCUACAACAUCGGUUCUCAACUGAGUCUUCUCGCACCUGGACAAUUAAUCACACCUACAUCGCUUUAAAUAAAAAGCUUAAAAUGGAUUAAUUGAACUCUAUUAAUUAAAUCAACYAUGUAUUAGAUUUCUAUUCAUAUAUAACUGCCUACCUCAAACGACACUAAAAUACAUUAAAUCAUUAAAAUGUGUACACAAGACAAAGCUGUAUGACGUUUAAGGAAAGAAAAAACAGAUUUAGAAAUAGAACUCAUAAGCUGGCUUUCUAACUCUAUUGUCAUUUGAAACCAGUUAGUUGCAGUUUUCUCAGCCAAUCAGAACGCCGCGGUUAAACUAUAUAAGUGUCAAAAGUCGCCGAUGAAUCAUAAAGCAACAUUUCAAUGAUAUAUCGACAGCGAACAGAUACACUAACAAAGAUGGAGGGCUUCAACAACUCACUCACAAACCACUCAAAUAACUCAGGACACGCCGAGAGCAUUGUUGAAAUUGCUAAACGUACAUCCUUUGUAUUGGUCAUUUUACUGGGAAUUUUUGGCAACGUCUUCGUHAUCAUACUCGCGACAAAAUACACAGUACGCAGAAACCUGAGCCAUUUGAUCAUCAACAUGGCYGUGUCAGAUACACUAUUCCUUGUCGCUGCGUUCCUUGUGCCUCUUUCCUGGAUUUCGAACAAGAAAUUGACUAUCAAAUCUGAGGUUUUCUGUAGAUGCUUAUCGUUCCUGUGGCACACUACGGUACGAGUAUCUUUAAUAACUUUAUUGGUUAUCAGCAUUGAACGUUUCAGAGCGACGAAAAAUACUUUGCUGAGAGCGCGGAACUAUACACUAAAACAACGAAUGACUGUACUCGGAUUCUGCUGGUUAGUUCCCAUGCUUUUCGCUGCCUUCACUGCGUAUGCAGAACUGUCUUGUUUGGAAGAAAAGACAAGAAAAUCUCUUACACCAGCAUUUUUGGUUCACGAAAUUUUAGUUGUUUUGUGCUGUUGUGUUAUAUUCGCCCUUGGCAUUCUAACCACAAAACGACUGUCCAGAUUACGACCAAAUCCCCAUCUCAAUGAAGAACAGCAAAAGGCUAGAGCUCGCCGAACAAAAGCAGCCGCAAGAAUGGUCCUCACGUCAGUCUUCUUAUAUUCCUGCUGCUGCCUUCCGCUCUUAAUUUUCAACGCUUUGUACUACGUACAAACCUCCAUUCCAUCUGUUGAUAUUAUUGAUG
Molecule: messenger RNA, 1615 nt
Organism: Exaiptasia diaphana
Lineage: Eukaryota; Metazoa; Cnidaria; Anthozoa; Actiniaria; Aiptasiidae
Product: neuropeptide Y receptor type 1
Biological process (GO): G protein-coupled receptor signaling pathway
Cellular component (GO): membrane
Molecular function (GO): G protein-coupled receptor activity
Source: RefSeq, a predicted model, not a curated record